AUUCUGCGUGCAUUGAAGUAGCUGGAACCCUUCAGGGACCUGGUACAGACGUGGAACCUGUUGCACACAACAAUUGCUAUUCGAAGGAAAAAAAGAAGCAAAUGAUACCAAGACAAGCUCAUAUCAGAGAUCUAAACACCAUAUGCGUGUGGAAGAAAAUACAGCCUUCAAAAUGAUUUUGCAGAUUUCUUCAUGAAGGUUUUGCAUAUAUAUAAAUCUUUCAUCUGAUGUAUUUCUACCUUGAGAUGAGUCAGAAGACGGGUAAGGAGGGUCCCAGACUCUCCAAGAACCAGAGGUUCUCGGAGCACUUCAGCAUACGCUGCUGCCCGCCCUUCACCUUCCUCAACUCCAAGACGGAGAUCGUGGAUCGCAAGUACAGCAUCUGCAAGAGUGGCUGCUUCUACCAGAAGAAGGAGGAGGACUGGAUCUGCUGCGCGUGCCAGAGGACCAGCACCAGCCGCCGUGCAGCGUCCCCCCAGAGGCCCAAGGUCCAGCCAGCUGCGCCCCCCGCGGUGGUCAGAGCGCCCGCCAAGCCACGGUCCCCUCCGAGGUCUGAGCGUCAGCCACGUCCCCGCCCAGAGGUCCGACCACCGCCCGCCAAGCAGCGGCCCCCUCAGAAGGCCAAGGCCAAGCAACAGCCGCGCAGCAGCCCCGUCAGAGGGCCAGGCGCCAGCCGUGGGGGGUCCCCCAACAAAGCUUCUAGGUUCUGGUAA
Lepus europaeus (European hare) is the source of this 713-nucleotide messenger RNA. RefSeq names its product myelin associated oligodendrocyte basic protein (gene MOBP). Gene Ontology annotation, cellular component: cortical actin cytoskeleton. The record is from RefSeq and is a predicted model, not a curated record. The transcript is spliced from 5 exons. NCBI's taxonomy places the organism in Eukaryota, Metazoa, Chordata, Mammalia, Lagomorpha, Leporidae. Gene Ontology annotation, molecular function: myosin binding; actin binding. Bases 228 to 713 code for a protein of 161 amino acids.